UUGUCCCGGCGGUCCUUGGGGUGGCGCCGGUGCUGGAGAGGUUUCUCGUUCUGGAGGUGCUGGUUCUGGGGUGUUAGUCCUGGGGUUAUUAUCGUGGCUCGUCCCGGCGGUCCUGGGGGUGGCACCGGUGUUGGAGAUGGUUCUCGCUCUGGGGGUGUUGGCGUGGAGUGUCCCGGAGGUAGCCGUGGUGCAGUAGGAGGUCCUGGUGUCGACGUGGAGGAGCAACAACAGCAGUCGCCGCCGGUGUUCGCCCUUCGCCUCCUCGGUCUUCCCUUCCCUGACCGCCCACCUGUGCCUCCCCCGCCUGUCUAUGGUCCUGUGUUUCCUCCGCCCGACUCGUCUCCGGCUUGUUUUCCCCCGCGUAGUACAUUGGCCUCCAGUGCCAACACAGCUGAUAUCUUUUCGAAGGCGCUUGCGCCUAAAGAUCAUCAGCGGCACUGUGUACAGCUUGGUCUAGUUCCUGUAGCUUCUCACUUGCUAGGACCUUGAUUGUGUACCUCUUCUUAUAUUAUCUUGACUGGCCUUGUGGCUCUUGUUCCAGUGGCUGGACUAGUAGUGCCGCCUUGGAUUACUCUUGUUUAGUUUGUACUCUUGCUGACUGGUCCUUGGACCCUUUGCCUCAGAGGUUGGACUAGUAGUGCCACCCUGAACUGCGUGUCUCUUACCAAG
This is a messenger RNA of Closterium sp. NIES-67, 669 nucleotides long. NCBI's taxonomy places the organism in Eukaryota, Viridiplantae, Streptophyta, Zygnematophyceae, Desmidiales, Closteriaceae. The record is from the annotation of a GenBank genome assembly.